Chrysochloris asiatica (Cape golden mole) is the source of this 1088-nucleotide messenger RNA. It is a transcript of the gene FBXL15, whose product is annotated as F-box and leucine-rich repeat protein 15. The transcript has 4 exons. Gene Ontology annotation, molecular function: protein binding. NCBI's taxonomy places the organism in Eukaryota, Metazoa, Chordata, Mammalia, Afrosoricida, Chrysochloridae. The record is from RefSeq and is a predicted model, not a curated record. Bases 23 to 943 code for a protein of 306 amino acids.
AUGCAAGGAUACCUUACUGCGCAUGCGUAUUAGAUACUCUAUGGAGCCACGGAUGGAGACGUCCGGAGGGGAGCAAGAACCCGGAGCCGUCAGGCUCCUGGACCUGCCCUGGGAAGACGUGCUGCUCCCACACGUCCUGAGUCGGGUCCCGUUGCGACAGCUGCUCCGGCUGCAGCGCGUCAGCCGUGCCUUCCGAGCGCUAGUGCAGCUGCACCUGGAGGGGCUGCGCCGCUUUGAUGCCACUCAGGUGGGUCCCCAGAUCCCGAGGGAUGCAUUGACCCGGCUUCUGCGGGACUCCGAGGGACUGCAGGAACUGGUGCUGUCGCCUUGUCACGAAUGGCUGUCAGAUGAGGACCUGGUGCCGGUGCUGGCACGGAAUUUGCAGCUGCGGAGUGUGGCGCUGGCUGGCUGCGGGCAACUGAGCCGCCGCGCAUUAGGGGCAUUGGCAGAGGGCUGCCCCCGCCUGCAGCGCCUGUCGCUCGCGCACUGUGACUGGGUGGACGGGUUGGCGCUGCGCGGCCUAGCGGAUCGUUGCCCGGCCCUGGAGGAGCUAGACCUAACUGCCUGUCGUCAACUAAAGGACGAGGCCAUCGUGUACCUGACCCAGAAACGCGGCGCAGGCCUUCGAAGCCUCUCACUGGCUGUCAACGCUAAUGUGGGCGACACUGCUGUUCAGGAGUUGGCUCGGAACUGCCCCAAACUAGAGCACCUCGACCUCACCGGCUGCCUCCGUGUCGGAAGCGACAGUGUCAGGACACUGGCUGAGUAUUGCCCAUCGCUUCGAUCACUUCGGGUGCGGCACUGCCACCAUGUGGCUGAGCCCAGCCUGAGCCGCUUGCGCAAGCGUGGUGUGGACAUCGACGUGGAGCCGCCGCGGCACCAGGCCCUGGUGCUGCUGCAGGACAUGGCAGGCCUGGUACCUUUUGUCAACCUGCAGGUCUGAACCACUUGCAGGUCAGGGCACAGCUGGACUGUGUGUGGUGGGGGCCUGACUGUGAGCUGUAGGGAGACUGGACUAUGGGGGCCUCUGGUCAGAGGUCAGUGCCCUACCCCACUCUGGAGCUUCAAAUAAAGAGCUUUUUACUCCC